UCCACCGAAGACUCAUACAAGACUUUAUUUUUGCUGCAUGACUCUGGAUGGUGGAAAUUUUGUAUGACUUUUUUAGUGUUAAUUGUCUUAUUUCGGGGAGAAUGUGUCAGUUGUGUUGUGAUAGGGGUUCAGGUGUGUCUCCAGAUGAAGUGAUGUGAUUGGUCAGUGAGCAGCUCUCCCUGUUUGUGACAAGGAGGUGGGGGCUUUAAAACAAACCUACCUGAGGAAUUUUAAUUUCUUACACAGACUUUUAAGACACAGGUGAAACGACAUGAGGAAGUACGGCUGGAACAGUUUCAAGGAUUUAAUUUUUGGAAAUCCUGCUGUUGUUGACCAGGAUCCACCUGUGGGUGAUGGAGCUCAGAAUGCUGAACGUGAAAACUGGACCAGUAAGAGAGAAUACCUGCUGUCUGCAAUUGGAUAUGCUGUUGGACUGGGAAAUGUCUGGAGAUUCCCAUAUUUGGCCUACAAAAAUGGAGGGGGAGCUUUUCUCAUCCCGUAUUUUGUGAUGUUGGUUGUGGCUGGAAUCCCUCUCUUCUUCCUAGAAAGCGCCUUUGGUCAGUUCUGCAGCCAAGGCCCCAUCAACGUCUGGAGAGCAGUGCCGAUACUGCAGGGUGUUGGUGUUGCCAUGGUUUUAAUAACCACAAUAGUGUCCAUCUACUAUAAUGUCAUCAUCGCCUACAGUCUUUAUUACAUGUUCGCCUCCUUCCAGUCUCCUCUGCCGUGGACCGGCUGCCUCAGCUGGGCUGGAGGCAACUGCAGCACAACACCCAAAGUGUCUUGUAAUAUCAGUGGUGUUUUAGUGGUGAACUGGACUCAGGAAAACACCACUUGUCCUUCAUCCAGCAUGCAGAGUCCGAGUGAGCAGUACUGGGAUCAUGUAGCUCUGCAGAGAUCCAGUGGUUUGGAUGAAACAGGACCAGUAGUUUGGCAUUUGGCUCUCUGUCUGCUGCUGAGCUCCAUUAUAGUUGCUGCAGCUCUAAUCAGAGGCAUCAAGUCAUCAGGAAAGGUUGUGUACUUCACUGCCACUUUUCCUUACGUGCUGAUUGUGAUCCUGUUAAUCAGAGGGGUGACACUAGAGGGAGCUAGAGAUGGGAUUGAAUUUUACAUCGGUUCUCAAUCCAAUCUGACCAAACUGACAGAGGCUCAGGUCUGGAAAGAUGCAGCGACACAGACCUUCUAUUCUCUCUCCAUUGGCUGGGGAGGAGUCACGACACUGGCUUCAUAUAAUAAUUUUCACAACAAUAUGUUCAAGGAUGCAUUUCUUAUAACACUUACUAAUGCUGGUACCAGUGUGUUUGCAGGCUUUGCUAUAUUCUCAAUUUUGGGUCACAUGGCUCACGUGUACGAAAUACCUGUUGGAGAAGUGGUGAAAGAAGGAUUUGGGCUGGCAUUCAUUGCAUAUCCAGAUGCUCUGUCAAAGCUUCCCAUUUCACCUUUGUGGUCUGUUUUGUUCUUUUUUAUGCUUUUAACUGUGGGUCUGGACUCUCAGUUUGGAGGAAUUGAGGUGAUCACCACCUGCCUGAUCGAUGCCUUCCCUGAAGUCUUCAAAUCCAAACGUGCCUUACUAACCAUUGCCACAUGUUCCAUCCUUUACCUCCUGGGUUUGCCAUGUGUCACACAAGCAGGAAUCUACUGGGUGACUCUGAUUGACCAGUUCGUUGCCAGUUGGGUGUUGCUUAUUGUGGCUCUUUUGGAAGUCAUUGGUAUCUCCUACAUAUACGGUGCAAACCGUUUUGUUAAAGACAUCGAGAUGAUGAUUGGACAGAAAAGUUUUGGUUUCUGGCUUUGGUGGAGAAUGUGUUGGUUCUUCAUCACUCCUUGCCUCAUUCUGGUAAUCCUCAUCUGGUCUGUGAUAACUUUUCAAUCCCCUAUCUACGGGACGGUCAAGUACCCGAUGUGGGGUUUGGUUCUGGGCUGGUGCAUGAUUAUAUUCGUCGUCAUGUGGAUCUUUGGUAUCGCUGUGUACAAACUGUUCAGAGCAAAGGGAACCCCCUGGCAGAGGGUGAAGGCGUUGUGUCGCCCGUCUGAAGAAUGGCAUCCCUACCUGGAUGUCCAUCGAGGGGAGCGAUACUCAGAGGAACGCUGUCGUCACAAAGAGAAGCCUGUUAGAAAACGAGAGACAAAUGUGAAUGUAAUCACCAGCUCAUGGCUCUGAUGUGUUUAACUCCCAGAAUACCUGCUGUUUUUUUCCCCUUGAUGACGUACAUCUCAGAAAUGACUGUCUGAAUAGUAGAAAAACUGCUACAAAGGGCCUUAGAUUCAGCUCAUGUUUGUAAUUAUAUCAUUGAUCUAGGAACUUAUAUUUAUUUCAUCUUUCAUCCAGUGUUUUGAAUUUAUUGUGUUUUUACAUCAGCAUUUGAGAAUGUCUUUUUAUGCUUCUGUCAUGAUGAGUUUCUUUGAAUUACAUCUGUGUGUGAAAUGCUUUAUACAAAUAAACUAAGCUUGAUGAUUAACUUUUUGGUCUUACAGUUCAAAAACAACAAUAAAAUGCUCU
This is a messenger RNA of Sphaeramia orbicularis (orbiculate cardinalfish), 2497 nucleotides long. It is a transcript of the gene slc6a14, whose product is annotated as solute carrier family 6 member 14. Bases 272 to 2158 code for a protein of 628 amino acids. NCBI's taxonomy places the organism in Eukaryota, Metazoa, Chordata, Actinopteri, Kurtiformes, Apogonidae. Gene Ontology annotation, cellular component: plasma membrane. The record is from RefSeq and is a predicted model, not a curated record. The transcript is spliced from 15 exons. Gene Ontology annotation, biological process: sodium ion transmembrane transport; (R)-carnitine transmembrane transport; amino acid import across plasma membrane. Gene Ontology annotation, molecular function: branched-chain amino acid:sodium symporter activity; (R)-carnitine transmembrane transporter activity; alanine transmembrane transporter activity.